Molecule: messenger RNA, 1578 nt
Organism: Lodderomyces parapsilosis
Lineage: Eukaryota; Fungi; Ascomycota; Pichiomycetes; Serinales; Debaryomycetaceae
Product: allantoate permease family MFS transporter
Exons: 1
Coding region: 1-1578 (525 amino acids)
Biological process (GO): transmembrane transport; tripeptide transport; dipeptide transport
Cellular component (GO): plasma membrane
Molecular function (GO): dipeptide transmembrane transporter activity; allantoate transmembrane transporter activity
Source: RefSeq, a predicted model, not a curated record
AUGACUGAAAAAAUUGAAUCAGAGUCUAUGACAAAACUUGAGCCUGUAAUUUCAUUUACAGAGGAGGAUUUAGAAGAUAAAAACAAACAUGUGUUAACUGUCAUUGCGUCUCCAGGUGGAAAAGAGGUCGAAAUUACCAACAAUGUUGAUAUAGCGAUGAAGUUUGCAAUUGAGCAUAAGGGGGAAGCUAAGGCAUUGGAUCCAGCUACUGACAGAAGGAUUUUACGGAAAAUUGAUAUGUACUUGCUUCCUAUCAUGUGUUUGUUGUAUUGUUUCCAAUAUAUGGAUAAAUUGACCACAAGCUAUACUGCCAUUUUAGGAUUGAGAACGGAGUUGGGUAUGGUAGGAGAUAUGUACAGCUGGACGACCACCUGUUUCUACAUUGGGUAUUUGGCAUUUGAAUUUCCCGCCUCCUUAAUUCUUCAAAGGUUCCCAGUUGUUAAGGCGGUGAGCACAUUCAUCAUAAUUUGGGGAAUGAUUCUUGCCUUGUGUUCAGUUCCGAAUUAUGCUGGAUUUAUAACAUUAAGAACAAUUUUGGGUAUGAUGGAGCUGUCAAUCACUCCUGCAUUUACAAUCAUUACGUCCCAGUGGUACAAGAAGGAGGAACAGUUUUUGAGAACCACCUGGUGGUUCGCCUCCAAUGGGUUUGGUACCAUCCUUGGCAGCUUGAUUGCGUAUGGUACAUACAAACACCAAGAUUCAUAUUCGUUGCCGGCAUGGAAGUUGGUAUUUGUUGUGACUGGAGUUUUGACGAUUUUCUUGGGGUUUGUAAUUAUGCUUCAUAUCCCCGAUACGCCAACUGGAGCAUGGUUUCUCAAAGAAGAGGAGAAAGUUUUAGUGGUUGAAAGAAUUAGGGGCAAUCAACAAGGGUUUGGUAAUCCAAGGUUCAAGAAGGAGCAAUUCAUUGAGGCAUUGACUGAUCAUCGUACGUGGUUAUUUUUCAUCUUUGCCAUCGCUAGUUGUAUCCCCAAUGGAGGUAUAACAACAUUUAGAACAAUAUUGUUGAAUGAGCAAUUUGGCUUUGAUACAGCAGAGGCGCUUUUGAUGCAAAUGCCAUCAGGCGGAGUUGAAAUUGUCGGAUGCAUUUUGUUUGCGUGGUUGCUGAAGUUUCUCAAGUCUCGUAUGUUAAUUGCUAUAUUUAUUGCAGUCGUUGCUAUUGUGGGCGAGUGUCUAUUGGCGUUUGCACCUACAAAAAAGGGAAAACUUGCAGGUCUUUACGUAUACAAUGUGUUUCCUCUUUGUUUCAUUUGUCUUACAUCGCAAAUUUCGUCAUCCGUUGCUGGUCAUACAAAGAAGGUCACUUUCAGUGCCAUUUUUUUGAUAGGUUACUGUGUGGGGAACUUGGUUGGUCCACAAACAUUCUUAGACAGUCAAGCUCCAGUGUACUCUGGAGGUAAAAUUGGGAUCGUGAUUGCUGGUGUUGUUGCUUUAGUGUGUUUGAUUUUAAUUUACAUCUCAUAUUAUGUGGAUAACAAGAGACGCGAUGCCUUGCCUCCAGUUGAUAUGAGUAAGAUUGAGAAUUAUGAGUUUGCUGAUUUGACCGACAAACAGAAUCCAAACUUUAGAUAUGCUCUUUAG